This is a messenger RNA of Culex pipiens pallens (northern house mosquito), 402 nucleotides long. RefSeq names its product chromobox protein homolog 3-like. The coding region runs from base 1 to 402 and encodes 133 amino acids. The record is from RefSeq and is a predicted model, not a curated record. The transcript is spliced from 2 exons. Lineage: Eukaryota; Metazoa; Arthropoda; Insecta; Diptera; Culicidae.
AUGGCCUACGAACCCGAGUUCGUCAUUGAGCGGAUCAAGUGGAAGGGUUGCGAGGAUUUCGAAAACACCUGGAAACCGGAGGAAAAUCUCAACUGCCAGGAUUUUCUGGAGAAAUUUGCAAGCGAGGAGGGCGAGAAGCGGGUCAGCCGCGACAAGCGAACAUGGAUCGGGUCGAAGAAGAUGGGGGGGCCUCCGGCGAUUCCAGCCAAACAAAUGAAGGCCAAAAACGGAUUCGAAAAGGACACGUGGCGGAGAAGUUGGAAGGAGUGCCCGAAGAGGACAGCGACGAGGUGGAACUGGUCCAGUCCAGAAUGGUCCGCCUGCACGUUCCGGAGCUUUGAUUUCUACGAGAGCCAUAUCAUCAACGCGGCCAAGAUAAGCGUUCAAGUGAUACAAAGUUGA